CGGUGUCUCCGCAAAGGGAGUGCUGCUCAGUCCAUUCAGGCUGUUUACCAGCUCAGAGUCAGACCCCAAAACAACAGCGAGACUGCAGUGUGUUUGGAGAGCAGUGUGGCUCGAUUCACCACAGGCUUUUCCAUUAAAACAGAGCGGUUUUAAGUCGUCAUGAAUAAUAAUUGUUCCUGUUGUUAAUAACAUCGACGAAUAAAAAUGUUUCGACUGCUUUACUUUGUGCCCCUGCUGAGCUCUGGUUUGGUGAGCUGCUUGUCUGUUGUUGAAGAGUGUGUAACAUCUAAUGGCGAGAGCUACAGGGGAAUGCAACAGAAGACAUCCACAGGGAACAUUUGCCUCAACUGGAACAGUCUAAAACUUAAGUUUAAAGACUCACAGACGGAUGUUGGAGAUCACAAUUUCUGUCGUAACCCAGAUGGUUCAGAGAAGCCCUGGUGCUAUGUCUCCGGGUCCAAUGGAGAAACCAGAAAAGAAGCAUGUGAUAUUAAGAUAUGCCAAGACCAAAACUCCACAGAAGCCACAACUCCAGAAGAGUCUGUCCCCACUCAGGGACUCACCCCAAGGAUGGUGGAGACCUUUGAAUCCAAAAAAUCCUUCCCCUCGCAGGUGGAGGGUGCAGCGGUGCAGCCCGUGAAGGGAGUGCUCCAGCAGGCCAGGAGUGGACCUAAGAAGAAGAAAGACCUUGGGACUCUUGGUUAUGUUCUCGCCGUCUUCAUGAUGGCCAUUAUCAUCCUACUUGGAGGUGGCAUCACCAUGGGAUACUUCUACAAACGGGGUCGUGACCUCAAGAAACAGCACGAGCAGCGAGUUUAUGAGCGCGAGAUGCAUCGCAUCACUCUUCCUCUCUCUGCCUUCGCCAAUCCCACCUGCGAGCUGGUGGACGAGAACACCAUCGUCAUCACGGCUGAACCGAACAACCAGACCCCCACUCAGGAGCCCAUAGAGGGGGCUGACCCUCUCAUGGGGACAGCGGGGACCCCUGGAGCCUGAUGGAAGAACAGGAUGAGCGCCUGGACAGGCGUCUUAAGAUGUAUAUGCAGCACCGAGGAAUCUCAAAGGACUAAACUCCAACUCCCUCUUGCUUGUCUGUUUUCUCUUUACCUUGCCUUUACAGCACGGUUUCAUGGUAAAGGUAGGGCAUGUGCCCUGAGAGAGCGUGGGAAGAUUGUUUUGGAGCCCAAACCUUGUCCUUGUUUCCUCAGCGAAGCUGUUGGGGAAAGUAGGACAUGUGGGGAUACACUGGAAAAGAUGAAAUGGUGGUUUUGUAUUAAAUAGGCAUGUCAGGGAUUCAUGUGGAGAAAAAAUGCUAGUACAUUUUGUGCAGAUCAUCACAGAGCAUGAAUACUCCCUGCUUGUUAAACUCCAAUGAGAGGGCGACAGUCCCGUUAACUGCUCCGUGUCCUUUUUAAGAAGUGUCGAUGGAUCAGAUCAUCUGACGUUCUGGUGUUUUGAAAGAGAAGACAGUCCAUUCUUAUCUUCUUUCCUGCCUUUUUCUUUGUUUUUGUUCAUAAUGCAGUUGUGGUGGAGUUGAAACUGAAAUUGUAAAUGUGUAACAAUCUGUUGCUCUACAGCUGGGCUGUUCACUCUAUAGGGAGCUUUGGUUAGCAGCUAGAGCUAAUUGAGUUAAUUGCCUUUGAUAGCUUUUCCCGAUAAUCCAUAUUCAUUAGGCAGAUCAUGUGGCCUGGAACGCUGGAGCUAAGCUAGGUAAUGGUUUUCACUAAAUGAAGAGGAAAGCUUUCCAGAGAUCUUGCCCUAGUAAAUUACAUUUGAAUGUAUUAUUGCUUCUGUGGCCACAAUCUGAUAAAGAGCUAGUCAUGCCUUCAGAGACCAUGAAUCAGAUCCAUUCUUAUUAGUUUGCUGGUUGUUUUUCAUAUCAAUGUUCAGUUGUUCCUGACCAGAUGGGCUGAAAUAAGACAGUGGACUUUAUAAAGCAUGAACUGCUGAGGAAUAGAUUGACUAGUUGGAUGCCAUUACAUUAAGGCAAUAGAAUUCAGAGACUGAAAGAGAGUGCAAGAUGAUGUAUUAAAAUAAUAAGGUUUCAUUUUAAAGAGAUUCCAGUUUAUGAAAUGGGAUUAUGAACUUUUUUUAACGUAUGCAUUUGUUUUCCUAUGGGUUAUUGAACUGUACAACUGUUUAAAGUUCCAUAAAAAUUGUAUUUUUAUUUUUGGCAGUUUUUUACUGCUGUAAAAUAAAAUCAUUUUGAAAUUA
Molecule: messenger RNA, 2214 nt
Organism: Megalobrama amblycephala (Wuchang bream)
Lineage: Eukaryota; Metazoa; Chordata; Actinopteri; Cypriniformes; Xenocyprididae
Gene: pik3ip1
Product: phosphoinositide-3-kinase interacting protein 1
Exons: 6
Coding region: 205-996 (263 amino acids)
Molecular function (GO): signaling receptor binding; endopeptidase activity
Source: RefSeq, a predicted model, not a curated record